This is a messenger RNA of Rhizoctonia solani, 1728 nucleotides long. RefSeq lists its product as uncharacterized. The transcript is spliced from 9 exons. Bases 1 to 1728 code for a protein of 575 amino acids. NCBI's taxonomy places the organism in Eukaryota, Fungi, Basidiomycota, Agaricomycetes, Cantharellales, Ceratobasidiaceae. The record is from RefSeq and is a predicted model, not a curated record.
AUGCUGCCUCAACCUGGGAACUCUAGACUUACAAAAGUAUCAAAGGGAGAGCCAAUAAUUGUACCAAAACGUAUCUUCUCUAGAGGUUUACUGCGACGUCGUCGAUUCUAUAUUAUAUUAGGGCUCUUCCUCGUAGUUCUGUACUACCUACGUAUAUUUGAAUCCUCAGUUCAGCCAUUACCCGGGUAUGAGGUGGCGUAUGAGGAAGAGAUAACACAUGCUAUGGGUGUCAAUAACAAUGACGAUGGCAUGAAGUAUCUCCACUUCAAAGUGAGCCCUUACGCAAGAGUGGACGAAGCGAUCUCGAAACUCUUUCUUCAUGCACAUUUGGCCCAUGCGACAAACCGCGUCUACGUGUUUGAUCCACUUGAACCAAAGUCCAAGGAUACCUCUUAUUGGUCUGGCAAAAAGGUUCAACCCUUGAGCUCUGUGUUAAACUUAGGAGACGGUUGGGAUACAAAAGGAGGCGUGAUUCAGCCAUUAUCUUCGCUUGGGUGGCAUCAUGUCUGCCCUCCGAGAAAGCGUAAAUACUUGCAGGUUUCGUCCGAGUACUCUGGUAAGGGAGGACCUAACCCAGCCCUAUUGAUGAAUACAUGGACCAAGAGGAUUUUGAAACAAGACGCACAGUGCAUUGAGAUUAUUGGAGAACCUUUCCCUGAAAGCUCUCUCGAAUCCAAGGCGAUCAAUGAUCUAUUUGAUAUCGUUUCUUCUUCUCCAGUCCUGAAGCAAUAUGUGUUCAGACACAAUAUUCAAGCUGCUGCAUCUAGUAUCCUGCCUACCGCGACCCAAACAAGCCUGUCGCCAACUGCGAACAAUACAGUCGUCCUUCAAUCGUAUUUGCCCCCAUCUGGGGCCGACGAUCCCUGUGCAGACCUGGCGGUCCGGGGAGCUCCAUUUCGUACGUUCGCCCACCUCAGGGGAAUUCCUACUCCCUUUGAAACUCCCGCAAGCAAGAUGCAUUACGAGCAACGCUGCAACCCUACUGUUCGAGACCUAGUUGGUAGAUUAGUUGAUGGACCACUGGGCAUGACCCCAGAACAAUGGGUCGGGCGGAAACGUUGGUUCGAGGAGCUACGGUACGAGUUGACUACCACAUAUGGAUGGGAAAGUGUUAGAUGGGCAGCGGCUGGGGCCAAAAUAGAAUCAGUAGCGAUUGACACCGAGCUUGCAACCAGAAGUCAUGCGUACUUAGGGAACGGAUUCACAGAAUUUUCGAGCAACAUAGUGCUAUUACGAGCAGCUCGAGGGAUAUCGAUGGGAAGUCUGAGCCUGAGAAUGGAUGCACCAGCCGAGGUUCACCUCCAUUCUGGAAUAGGCGGCAACUCGAGCUAUCAGUAUUCGUCCGGAGAUCCUGCCGGGGAUAACAAGACCUCAUGGAUAUAUGCACCACUUGAUUCACCAGAAACUAUAGGGUACCAGGCUGAAAAAGCUUGGUCUGGAACAACCCACGAGCCUGUUUAUCGAACUUCUCACUCCAAAACCGAUGACGGUGGCAUAGACAUGCAGCAGUCUUACCAUGAGAAAGAGUGCUGGAUCCCCGUUGACCGGCUCAUACAUAACAUCCGGUCAAUCAUGCCUAGUGCAUCGAACGUGAUGCGUUUGUUCAAGCAUGGGGAAACAAUAUGGAAUAAAUCGAGACCAGGCGCAUCAGAGUCAACCUCAGGGCCAGUCAAGGGAAAACCUCAACCUCAUAAAGGCUCCGAAACCAAGUGCCUGAAUGCCGUCUAA